CCAAUAAAUUGCCAACCUCAACGUCAACACCGCAAAACGCACGCUACUCACAAGAACACAUCGGUAUUCCCAACGGCCAAACGUUUUUUCUUUUAAAAAAUAAUCUUUUAAAACUUAAAAUCUCUUUUUAAAAACGGUAUACCAACAAAUCAAAUAGAUUCAGAAAACAUGUUCUCCGUCUGUCUGGAAUUCCUCGGCAUGGGCUCGUCCAUCCUGGGCUCCCUGCUCGUGAUGAUCGCCUGCGGGCUGCCCACCUGGAAGGUGUCCGCGUUCAUCGAGGCCAACAUCGUGGUGGCGCAGACCAUGUGGGACGGCCUGUGGAUGUCGUGCGUGUUCCAGAGCACGGGCCAGAUGCAGUGCAAGCUCCACGAAUCAAUGCUCGCGCUGAACCCGGACAUGCAGACGGCGCGCGCCCUCACGGUCAUCUCGGCCGUGCUGAGCAUCGUCGCCCUCAUGGUGACCAUAGCCGGUGCGCGAUAUACCAACUGCAUCGGCGACGAGACGGUCAAGGCAAGGGUGGUGGGCACGGGAGGCGUGCUCUACAUCCUCAGCGGUCUGAUCGUCUUCAUCCCGCUGUGCUGGAUGGCCAACAGUAUCAUCGUGGAUUUCUACAGCACCCAGGUUCCCCCGUCCAAGAAGAGAGAGAUAGGGUCCGCGAUCUACAUCGGCUGGGCGGCCGCUGCGCUGCUCCUCCUCGGGGGGACGCUGCUCUGCUGCUCCAGCGGUACCCGGGGGCUUAGGAGCGACUAUCCCAUCAAAUACGUCGCGACAAAGACCGCGAGCAGCGACAAAGGCAAGAAGCAUUUUGUGUGACGUCCCCUGAUGAGAGGACUUUUGAAUAUAGUGAAAUUAGGAAUUUGCUUUUGCACAGUCGAUCAUAAAUGUAAGGCAUAGUGUGUCAUACUAUAUAUUGCAGUCUUUGCAGAUUAUAUAUAGCCUUUGUAAAUCUUAUUGCCGCCUUGGUUAUAUUUGUGCCGGGUGGUUUUUAAUUGUAUGGUUUUGAUACAUUGAGUGUAAUGUAGCUCAUAGUGUGUGUUUUAUUUGUUUGUGGGAGAAGCCACGAGCAUGGACACAAGCUCAUUGAAAUGUUUACUCACAUCAUUUGUAUUCUUCUGAAUGGACUUUGUAUUUUAAUCCAUUGCUUUGUACGCGUUUCUUUUGUUUCUGUUUUACGUGAAACGAAGAACAUUUUUAAAUAAAAUUAAAACUAUUUUGG
Messenger RNA from Gadus macrocephalus (Pacific cod), 1216 nucleotides. RefSeq names its product claudin 5b (gene cldn5b). Lineage: Eukaryota; Metazoa; Chordata; Actinopteri; Gadiformes; Gadidae. Gene Ontology annotation, molecular function: structural molecule activity. Gene Ontology annotation, biological process: cell adhesion; bicellular tight junction assembly. Gene Ontology annotation, cellular component: bicellular tight junction; plasma membrane. The transcript has a single exon. The record is from RefSeq and is a predicted model, not a curated record. The coding region runs from base 169 to 813 and encodes 214 amino acids.